Molecule: messenger RNA, 1370 nt
Organism: Corythoichthys intestinalis (scribbled pipefish)
Lineage: Eukaryota; Metazoa; Chordata; Actinopteri; Syngnathiformes; Syngnathidae
Product: homeobox protein Hox-D4b-like
Exons: 2
Coding region: 44-772 (242 amino acids)
Biological process (GO): embryonic skeletal system morphogenesis; anterior/posterior pattern specification; positive regulation of transcription by RNA polymerase II
Cellular component (GO): nucleus; nucleoplasm
Molecular function (GO): DNA-binding transcription factor activity, RNA polymerase II-specific; RNA polymerase II cis-regulatory region sequence-specific DNA binding
Source: RefSeq, a predicted model, not a curated record
AGAAAAAUUAGUAUUCUCCUACCAACCUCGCUAUAAAUCAAUCAUGGAGUCCUACGCGGUGAGCUGCAAAUACGCCGAGCCGCACUUCCCGUCUUGCGAGCAAGAUUACAGUCAUUUCACUGACCAAGGGGGGUACUACAACAGCCCCCAGGACUGUGGAACGUACGGCGGCGGCCGCUACCACCAGCCAACCGCCGAGCCGGGAUACCCGCAGCAGCCAACCGCCUAUGAACAUUCCUUGCAGACGCAGCUGCAGCCUCAACCGCGAGAGGAUGCUGAGCGGCUGCCCCAGCAAGGUGCGCCCUUCCCGGGCUACGACCAGCACGAAGACGCCACCGGUGGAGGGAAGGAAGGCGGCUUCGGGGAGAUGUGGAUGACGUGCGCCAGUAAACCCGCUCAGGUGCAGAGGAGAAGCGUUGCGGGAGGGGGCCACCAGCCCAGAGACAAGCCGCCCAUCGUGGUGUAUCCAUGGAUGAAGAAGGUGCAUAUCGCCCACGUGAACCCGAACCAUCCCGGCCCUGAGCCCAAGCGUCUGCGCACGGCCUACACGCGUCAGCAAGUUUUGGAGCUGGAGAAAGAGUUCCACUUUAGUCGCUACCUGACUCGCCGCCGUCGCUUGGAAGUGGCGCACGCGCUCUGCCUUUCAGAGCGUCAGGUCAAGGUUUGGUUCCAGAACCGGCGCAUGCGCUGGAAGAAGGACAACAAGCUGCCCAACACUAAGGGACGCAGCAAGGCCAAGAAAGGUGUCGACAAAGCGGCCGUCCAGGUGUGACAUGCAGUGAGAAGCCCCGAAAUGACGAUCCACAUUCCUCAAACGUCUAUUUAGCCUUAUAUAGCCUAGUUACGUCAUCAUUUUUUCUUCAUUGUGUGUUUUGGAGAGAACAGGGUUUUUUUUCCCGAAAUAAUUAUUAUUAAUAUUAUUGUUUCUACAGGGUACAAAAUACAGGGUUGUAUAAGAGUGUAUGCACGUGACCAAAUUUUUUUGGAAGGACAAAGAUGACACGCACACACAUCACCGACAGACGCACACGCGACAAAUGGUCAACACACACACGCACAUACACAGCUGAGCUCCAAAAGGUUUGCAUAUUUGUCUCAGGGUUUCCUUACAGGGUUUUGAAGUCCAUCCAGCACCUACAUACAAAGAAUUUUAAUUGUUUUUCAUUUCUGAUUUUGUUAUUUCAGUGUAAUAUGCUAUAUUUUGCAUCUGUCAAUACUUAUUAUUUUGUAUUAUGUGUAUGUUUCAAAGCGUAUUUUAUUCUUGGUAGCAGCAAAUGUGUGUCCUUUUGUAUGUGGGCAAAAAAAACACCCGAUGUACGAUUUUUAUAUGUGGAAAAAAAGGUUUUGAUAACAAAAAAUCUUGGAUUAAG